GGUAGAGGGAGGUCUCCUUUUCCUUCCCAGUCAUCUGCCUUCCCGAAAUCUUUUUCAAAGAGAUAGCGAUCCGAGCUCGGUUUAUUCAUACUGCAAACUAGUUACAGUGACGUUACAAAGCUACAAGGAACGGAAACGCAGUACUUGGCUCGUGAAGAAAUUACUUCUCCUCGACAGCGCGAGCCGAGAGGGCGUCCCACGAGGGCCGCGAGUGACAGCUGGCGGGCGCGAAGCAGACGAUACGGUCGGUGUACAAGCGGCAACUGCAGCUUCGCACGGGAUCGGACCGACAGGGGUUGGAGUCAGCGGAAACAUUUCUACAGCUAUUAGCAGAGGUCUGGCAGGUGUAUAUACACUCACACCACACACGCACGCUCGCAGCCAGUGGGUGCGGAAACUAUGGAGCGAAUCUACACGUCCAUCGCAGAAAAGAGUGACAGGGAGAUUCUAGUGUGUGAAGUGGACGAGGGUCAGCCAUGUCUGUCAUGCGAAGAUAUGUGUCCCGGCUUUGCUUUUCACAGCUGGAGGAACAACUGUCGUCAUUGCAAGUGUUCACGAGAGAUUCAUGAUGUGUACAAUGACAACUUUGUCAACGUGCGUGACCGACUGGGCUGGAAGAGGGAGGAAGAGCCCGCACAUCAGGUUGCCAAAGAGAAGACACUACGAGAGGGAUUCACCUGGGUGCCUCCUGGUCUUUCAAGAAAAAAGAUUGAAGAGUACAUGGACCAGCUGCCAAAUCAUAAAGUUCCCCGUGUAGGCUCUCAGGGUGAACGAUACCGUGAUCUGCAGAUUAUUAAACAGCUUCCAAAACAGGAUUUGUCAGACCGCUAUUGUCGGCACCUGUUAGAGUCAAGUGAACAUAAGGAGUUUCGCAUAUUCCGUGAACUUCGUGACCAGGUGGCUAUGGACUUUGGAACAGUUAUUGAGGCACCUCUUGAAACAACUUGCUUCAGUUGCAAAGGAGAGAUUGACAAAGGGGAGUUGGUAGUCAAGGCAUUGAAAGUGGGUGAGGAUUGUUCAUGGCACCCUGCUUGUUUUGUGUGCCACACCUGUGAAGAAUUGCUGGUAGAUCUUACAUACUGCCAUCACCACAAGAAUCUGUACUGUGAACGCCAUUAUGCUGAACUAAUUCGCCCACGCUGUCCCAGCUGUGAUGAGUUAAUUUUCUCGGCGGAAUACACCAAGGCCAUGGAGCAGAACUACCACAAGGAGCACCUGGCCUGCUGGAACUGUGACAAAAAGCUGAUUGCAUGCCGCUACAUUCUGCGGGAGGAGCAUCCUCACUGCAUCCCCUGCUACCAGCAGCUCUUUGCCCACAAUUGCGAGGAGUGUGGAAAGCCCAUCGGUCCUGAUUUUAAGGACCUAUCAUACAAGGAGAGGCAUUGGCAUGAAUUCUGCUUCAAGUGUGUCAUGUGCAAUAAAUCUCUGGUGGAUCAGCCAUUUGCACCCAAAAAUGACAAAAUCUAUUGCUCUGACUGCCAUGACAACAAUUUUGCUGCUCGCUGUGAUGGCUGUUCAAACCCUUUCAGGGGAGGGAUGAAGAAGUUUGAAUACAAGGGAAAGCAAUGGCAUGAUGAGUGUUUCGUCUGUGCUGAAUGUAACCAGCCCAUUGGCAGCAAAAGCUUCAUACCAAGGGAUGAGCGUGUCAUCUGCGUACCAUGCUAUGAAAGCAACUAUGCACAACGCUGUACUAAAUGUUCUGGAGUGAUCAACAAAGGUGGCAUCAGCUACAAAAACACACCCUGGCAUCGUGAGUGUUUCACCUGCACCAGCUGUGACAAGAUGUUGGCUGGUGAAAAAUUUACUUCCAAGGAUGAGAAGCCCUAUUGUGGCGAUUGUUUUGGUGAGCUGUUUGCCAAAAAAUGUUGCCGAUGCACCAAACCUAUCACAGGUACUUCAGAAAAUGGUAUUGGCGGCACAAAGUUCAUAUCUUUCGAGGAACGCCACUGGCACAGCGAAUGCUUUAACUGCUACAAGUGUGAUGCCUCCAUGGUCGGCCGUGGAUUCCUGAUGAAUGGUGACGAGAUCCUCUGCCCUGAGUGUGGACGCAGCUAAUCUGUGCAUCCAUGUAGUUUGUCCUUUCUUCCAGUGUUAGCUACCAGCCAUCAGGAAAAAGCAAGAAAAGUUGCAUUCAAAAAGCUGGGACUUGUUUCCUUCUGCAGGUUGCUUUGGGUGAACAUCCCUUGAACUGAUACCAAGAUAUGACAGUUCUUGGCAAGUUUUACUCAAGGCAUGCAUACUCUUGCCAUAGCAUAUUUUGGCCAUAGCUAAUGUUGUCACCAGACAACAGAUUUUGCUGAAUGGAUGAUGCAGAUCUGUUUUACAUUGAUGCAUAUAUAUACUCCUGCUUCUGCUAGUUCUUUUUAAUACAAGACUAGUACAAGUAGAGACAGUGCUGACUUUUGUGUUGCAUUUUUCACACAUUUUGAGACCACACUUUCAAAGGGGUUUAGUUGGGGGUACCUUUGGAAAGCCACAUCUUGUCACAUGACCAAGUUUGAUGUUGAUGGGAAUGACCUGUGCUGAUGGUACGGAAUCAGAAUGAGAGGAGAGGAAGUGAAGGCGUGAAACGUGAUUGCAUGCACAGUUGUAGGGUUUGUGUAUAACGAAUCAAUGUGCAUGGCUAAAAGGUAUCCUGUGUAUAAUAGGCUAGCCAUGUUUUAAGAACCUGGUUUGACAGCUCAUUCAACUUUAUAUGCCUAGAGGAGAGCUGGUGUAUUUUGUAGGUAACUUCUUGCAUUAUUUUUAUUUGAUUUUCUUGAUGUUAGAAGUUACAUUUGCCACAGCCUGCAGUUAUUUUGGUCAGUCUGAUGGAUGGCAGGUUUGUGCUCUGCCUGUUAGUCAGUUUCAUGAUCACCAGUUUUAAUGUUCUGUUAUUUGUCUUGAACUUAAUUGAUUUUUGCCAUUAGGAAGUGUGUUUAUGCAAGGUGUUGCUAUUUCAUGUUAAGAGUUUGUUUUCUGUACUUUUCAGAUGUUUUGAGUUGUUUUUCUUAGUAUUGUGCAUUUCCACUUUCCACUCCCUUGUUCUGGCGUUUGUUUAGCCUUCAUGAAUGUGAAUUGUUACUUUGACCAUAACCUGCUUUGUUUUGGCACAAAACCAUUGGGAUGGAUGGCAGUUAACAAAAUGAUAUGCAAUUUUUUUCACAUAUUAAAUUAAGACUUUAACAGCCUGAUGACAAAAGAAGUUCUCAGCAUCUAAGCUUCAUAAAACACUGUUUGCCUUAAGUUUCAAAAUACAUUUUCACUUUCUGGGGAGGAGACAAGAAAACACAAUACCUUUUGUAAACACACAACUGAAGCACACAAAAUUUCAGAAAUAGGGCUGCUUCAAAAUCCUUGUCCAUGCCAGGCAGCACAUUUACCUGUGAUAUGCUUAACAUUCAGCCAAGACUUGCUUGCUGUCACCCUUCCUGCCAUUGUCAGCUUGCAUUUCAGGAAGAGAUUUCUGUGCAACAAAGCUAGAUGUUGGGGUUAUGCUAUAGUGCUACAGCUGAUCUUUGAUCAUAAAGAGAUAAAGUCUUCAUCCUUGUGUACAAGGAUGUGUAAAAGUGGUUUGUGUGAAAUACCGUCUAUCCAACAAAAUGUGUAAAAUAUGUAUUUUUUUCCAUGCAGGUAAAUCUGUUCCUACUUAAAUCAUUGUACAUGCAAUGUAUCUGACACAUGAACAAUCUCCAGGCCAAGUGAAGAAGCAUGUGCUGGGCACUGGGAAAAGAAAAGUUGCUGCCAAACUAUUAGAGUUUGCCAUUUCAGUUACAGUCAUAAACUACAGAGUUGUGGAUUAGCCCAUGCACUUUGGAAAACUUGAGAAGGGCUGCUAAAAUGAAGUGAGCUGUGAAUACAAAAAAGAUAAGUAUCUGUUGAAGCCUAGGGGCUGUUGUCUGGAUAAUCAUAUAUUUGCAAUAUUAUUAUCUGUACAAACCUCCUGGUCACAGUGCUUGAGUGUUGUUCAAAUCCAUCUCUGUCUCAUUUUAAUUCUUUGGUCUAUGCACAGCUGGAGGCAACAUUAGAUGGAUUAUCUUUGUUGCAAACUUUGACUAAGGCUGAUGUACAUAGAGUACAGCAUUUUAUUAAAGUUAUUUUUGCAUUGUUUAUACUGCCAACACCUAUAAUCUGGAUAUGUUUCUAGCCCACAAUAACCAAUAGAUUUUCAUGCUUUGAAAUAGGAAUACCCUUGUUAGUCUUGUUUAUGUAAUAAUUUGUGCAUACAAGUUGGUCACCUUAAUCUAUUUUGAAGAAACUUGUUUCGAAUAUUUAUUGCUCCCUUUCUUGCUUGUUGAGUAGCAGCUCAGGUUAAUCCUGUUAACUGUUUAUCAAGUGCUGAAGUUUGAGAACAAUCAAAAAAAUGUGCACACAAAUACAAUGAUUGUCAAGGCUGAAUGUCAAUAUGCUGUAGACACACCGUAGGGCCUAAUAAAAUGUAGCAUGAAUUAUUUUGUCGGCUUAGGGGAGGGCAUUUCAAACAUGCCACGCAAGUAUUUUUAUAUGUGCAAUUGUGGAAAAUUACUUUCCUAAUUCAAGUGGUAGAAUUUCAUCAACCAUCUCUUAAACACAAUUGGGUACUGCCCUGAAGGGAAAGGGUGAGGAUGCAGAAAAUUUUUAUCAAUUAUUUAAAAAUUUAACAUUUAUACAUGGCCUUACUGUUUCUUUCCAGGCAUUAUGUUGACCUUACUCUGAAAUAUGUAGCUGCCCAUGCUUCAGCUUGUUUACAAAGUCGUGGUCUUGCUGUGUAGUGUGCAGUGUGUAAGCAAACUCUGUGAAAGGGCAGAACAGCAGACACAGAAUUUGUGAUAUGUAGAUAUAAGCCAUACAGGAUUAAAAAAAAAUUUAUUUGAAAAUCCAA
This is a messenger RNA of Pomacea canaliculata, 4840 nucleotides long. RefSeq names its product four and a half LIM domains protein 2-like. The record is from RefSeq and is a predicted model, not a curated record. Gene Ontology annotation, molecular function: transcription coregulator activity; zinc ion binding. Gene Ontology annotation, cellular component: nucleus; Z disc. Lineage: Eukaryota; Metazoa; Mollusca; Gastropoda; Architaenioglossa; Ampullariidae. Bases 400 to 2055 code for a protein of 551 amino acids. The transcript has 10 exons.